Phoenix dactylifera (date palm) is the source of this 3710-nucleotide messenger RNA. Lineage: Eukaryota; Viridiplantae; Streptophyta; Magnoliopsida; Arecales; Arecaceae. The record is from RefSeq and is a predicted model, not a curated record.
CCUCGUUCUCGACGGACCGUAAGCUUCUCCUUCUCUCCGCCUCUGUCCCCACUGCCCUAAUCUCUCCCAUUAUUCAUUAUUCUUUCUUUAGGGUUUUGCUCGGCGCUGGGUCCUGUCAUCCGCGAAGGGAAAAGAUCGAUUCGUCUGCGAUUCUGUGAGCUCAAGUCCGUCGCAAUGGCAGUGGCGGCGCGGCUAUUCUGUGAGCUCCCCCUCAGACCCCCCCCACCACCACCAUCGCCUCCUCCUCCUCCUACCGGAGGUGCUCCCUUGCUCCACAAAAGAUCGUCCACCAGUUGCCUUCUUUCUCGUAGACCUUCGCGUUUAGGCGCUUGUCAUGCGGCCUCGGGAGACCACCUUUUUCCCCUCUGCGAGGAACCGGAGAGCCAGGAGCUCUCGUGGGAGUCCUACGACCGUUUGAUCCAGGCCCAUUGCUCGAGGGGCCGCCUCGACCGGUCCCUGGACCUGCUGGCCCGGAUGGAGGCUUCCGGGUUGCGCCCCAGCGCCGCAUCCUACGCCCGUCUCGUCCGCGCACUCGGGAGCGUCGGCCGGACUCUGGAGGCCGACGCCGUCUUCCGGGAGAUGAAGUGGGCGGGUCUCCGGCCGGGCCUCAGGGACUUCAACGCCCUCCUGCGGGCGUUCCUGAGUAAGGGGCAGCUGCGCCUCGCCGACUGCUUGCUGGUGGAGAUGGGCGAGGAGGGCGUCCGCCGGAACAGAGAGACCUAUCUGCUCCUUCUCGACUCCUACGUCCGCGCCGGGCGCCUCGAGGACACCUGGUGGGUGCUGGGAGAGAUGAAGCGGAGGGGGAUCUGGCUCGACUCCCGCGCGUACAGCCAGGUCCUCAGGCUCUACAGGGACAACGGGAUGUGGAAGAAAGCGAUGGGCCUCGUGGCGGAGAUGCGGGAACUCGGGGUCGCGCCCGACGGUAGGAUCUACAACGAGAUCAUCGAGACGUUCGGGAAGCACGGUCAACUGGAUGAGGCGGUGGAGGCCUUCGAGACUAUGCAGGGCGAGGGUCUGAAGCCGGAUAUCGUCACCUGGAACGCUCUCAUCCGGUGGCAUUGCAAGGCCGGCCAUCUCGACCAGGCUCUCGGGUUCUUCGCCAAGAUGCAGGAAGACGGGUUGUACCCUGACCCCAAGAUCUUCACCAUCAUCAUCAGUCGCCUGGGGGAGCAGGGAAGGUGGGAUGAGAUCAGGAACAUCUUCGAGAGCAUGAAAUGCAGGGGUUUUCGGAACAGUGGGAUCAUAUAUGCGGUAUUGGUGGAUAUAUAUGGUCAGUACGGCAUGUUUCAGGAUGCCGAGGAGUGUGUGGCUGCUCUUAAAGCACAAGGUCUGCAGCUCUCGGCUAGUGUGUUCUGUGUACUCGCAAAUGCUUAUGCUCAACUGGGGUUGUGGGAACAAACCAUAAAAGUACUAAGAAUGAUGGAAGCAGAAGGGAUUGAGCCAAAUCUUAUAAUGCUGAACUUGUUGAUCAAUGCAUUUGGUAUUGCUGGAAGGCAUUUGGAGGCACUGGCAGUUUUUGAACAUAUCAAGGAGAGUGGUAUUAGUCCGGAUGUGGUUACUUACAGUACUCUGAUGAAGGCAUUCAUGAGAGCAAAAAAAUAUGAUCAGGUCCCAGUAAUCUAUAAGGAAAUGGAAUGUGCUGGGUGCACACCAGACAGAAAAGCUAGGGAGAUACUGCAAAAUGCUAUAAUUAUACAUGAACAGAGAGGUGGUGGUCUGUUCCUCAAGGAUGGUUAGAUGUUGCCUCAAAUCAAAAUGCUCUCAUCUAAAUAAGGAUGUAUGCGCAGCAUUUUUCAGAUCUAAAUAGUUUCCAAGCAUAAUAGAGAUCUGUGAGCUUGUGUUAACAAAUUUCUGCAUUGGGACAAAGAUUUCCAAAUAUUGCCGGUGUUUGUUAUUGCAAUUUACCAAAAUGUCCUCAAAUCAGUUGGAUCAAUGACAGUGAUUGGGAAUGACGACCCGAGCAAUUUAAAGCAGCAGCACACUGCAUGAUAGCCUUGCAUCAUGGUGUAUCCAUACUUAUGAAAUUGAGGAGGAGAAUGUGUUGACUUUCUGAUCAGCUCACUGUAGGCGAAAUUUUGUGUGGCUGCUACUGUGCUAUUUCCUUCAGGAGAGCGGCUUUUGCACUUUGGCCUAGUUAUGCUCCCAAUGCUGCCUAUCAGAUGGCCACUUGCAUCCGAGAAUCUGUUUAGGAACUACUACUGUAGACCUUGUGGCCCCCUGAUUUAUUCCUUGAGAUCGAUUUCUGCAUGCUCCAGCUGAUAUACUCCAACGCUGGUGAUUUUUUUAUUAUAUAAUUCACAACCUUUCCAUUGUGUUCAAGCUCUGUGUCUUUUUUUUCCUUUUUUGAAGUGGGGAAGCUCUCUGAUUUGAUUCUUGUUAUUGCCUGGCAACUGUAGAACACACUACCCAAUUUCUCAAAAUGAACUUGAGGUUUCAAACUGACCACACAACCUUGGAAACUCAUCAGAAAUAUUUGGAAGCCGCUGACGAAACACAAGGGAACAGGAUUUUUGUAUGACAUAUCUAUUAGUUAAAUGAAGUUAUAUAGAUUUACCAUGACUUGUGAAUUUUUUCUAAUUUGUUUUACUUUUUAGGAUGCACGCUAAGCCAGCAUCCUGAUUUUGUUAGUUGUCUCAGCUGCCUGCAGUAAUUUUCUUAGUUUGGAAGCUACUCUCAAAUGGCAUCUUCAUGGUUGAAAGCCUGCUUGUUAUUGCUAAAAUGGGGACAACUGUUAUUUUCUGGUUUCCCUUUGAUCAGUUUCUCUCUGAUUUAUUCCCCGCUCCACAACCCGCCCCUCCCCCCCCCCCUAGAGAUGAUUAACAACCAUGCAUUACAUUAGGAAAAUGAAAGGAGUAUAUUGAACGCCCGUAAAGGUAGAAAUUAGUCUCUUGUAUCUGGCAGGUUGACAUGUUGUUGCAGAGAAAAGGGUGGAGAUUGGAAGGACUGCUGAUGGAUUUGCGCAUGCGGAAGCUGGCCUUCUUUUCCCUUCCUCGGAGAUAUCAGAUUAGGUCUCCUACCGAGUUCGGCAGGCCUUCAUCAUUCAAGCUGCCUUCCUGGUAAAUUCAACGACAAUUUGAAGGAUUGAUAUGAGGUUGAGAGCUAGCUCUAAAACGCUCAUGAGCUUUGACGGAUCUUGCAAUGAUCCAUAAAGACAGGACUCUUGGUGGAGGGUAAGAUUAAAUUUUAAGAUUACGAAAAAACUGGCAUCUUUUCACAAAGUUUAUCUUGCAUUUGAUUGCAAAAAGAAGGCGGAUGGUUCACGCAAGAGGCAGAAUCAACAAAAAUUGUUCAACUGGUAAUGUCAUCAGCUUCCUUUUUCUGGUCAAAAUACUAAUCAAUUCACAAGAAAACUUAGAUGCCUUUACCAAAUUAUGCAUUUUAUUAGAUUUGGAUUUCGUAAGUCAUGUGAUCUCCCACAGUAUAAUUGAAAUGUCACUGGGUACUGGGCAUCUUCACACUUGGUUAUUUAAGGACCUUUUCUUCGUGGGCGUUCUCUCUCCUUCCGAACCCCCUUUUCUCUCUCUGUCGCCGGCCACAGCCCGCCCCUCCCUCUCCCAAAACGAGAUCCUCCAUGGAGGAAGGGGAAAACCCCGUCGCCGACUGGCCACGACCAAUGCGGAAAGGAGAUCCACCGCGUCGCCGCCGACCGCGCCCCGAUCCGGCGAAGAGCUGUCUUCCCCGAGCACGGCUUGCCUUCCGAGCGGAGAAGA